AUCACAAUACCGUUUCAUAGAUACGUAUAACCCGACAAACGAAUCGGAUUAUACAUAUUGGAUUCAUAGAAAAGAGCAUGGCUUACAUUAAAGGAUGUAUGCAUGCUUUCCUUAUAUUGUACAUAUCGUUAGGAUAUUUAAACACUGCAUUUUCGUCUAACUCGACCGAUACAGAAUAUGUUCCUCUUCUAAACAAAGUGAAAACACCAGUGAUGGCGGAAAUUGACUUGUCAAAACUUGGAGAACAACUUAAAUCAUUUAUGCAAAUUGAAAUUAAAAAAGUGAUUACGGAAAAGAUUGUAAUAGAGUCUAAAAACAUUCACCAUAAGCUUGAAAACAGAUUUAAUGCAGCAAUUGAAAAUUUCAAAACAGCGAUGGAAGCUUACACUGAUGAUGUCCUUCAUAAUACAUCGAUAACAAUGCGAGUGAACAUUGAACGGAAUAUAAACAAAACUUUCGCGAGGCGAGUGCGUCGCUUUCGGACUAUUAUGCAUUCUGAAAUCAGAUCUAACUUACAAAAUGUAAAAAAAGAAAUAGAUUCGGUUCUAUCAGAAAGUUAUAACAAAAGUAAAGAGUAUAACCAGGAUAGGAGAAAAUUGACAAAACUGUCGGGGAAGCUACUAGGACUGUCAAAACAUCUGAAAGAUCCAUCAUAUAACAGACAUGGGGUUGACAAGAAAAUCAAGGGUGCUGGACUGUCAUCAUAUGUCAAAGAUCACAAAGGGAAACUGUUUUCUACAAUGUUUCCAAUACAAGACACCUCAUACAGUUUUAAAUUACAGUUAAUUAUCACAGCAGACACGCCCACUAAUGUUGAUAUAAUCUCAGAAUACGCAGAAAUUAAUAGAACGGUGACCAUUACAACGGGUGUUGAAUACAUAAAUAUUCCAAGCGAAGUUGUCACUUUGGAAACGGGUAGAACAUUUACCACCGUUCUGAUUUCGGCUGAUCAACUCAUUACUGUUGUUGGAUUCAUCAGUACAUAUAGUUGUGACAGUGAUUGUGAAUCGUCGAGUUUUGUUGUUUUACCUUUGACUACAAUAGGCACUGAGUACUCACUUAUUACACAACCAAACAACAAACAAAACUGCGGCAUAAUUGCCACAGCAACAAAUACUACAGUUGUUAUAGAGUCUUCAUCAACGAAAGGUACACCAGUAGGAAGUACAACUAUUCAACCUGGACAAAAAUUUAAUAUAGUUCUUGACUUUUUAGAAGGUUUUAACAUCCAGACUAAUAACAAUUUGACUGCAACGAAAAUCUAUGCAAAUAAACCGAUAGCUGUAAUAUCAGGGAACAGAUAUUCGUCUCUGAAAGAAGCAAAUAAACGUUAUCCUUACCGCAGUAACGAUUUUUCAGAUAUUUUGAUGGAAAGCUUGAUACCUGUUGAUAAGUGGGGUCGAGAUUUCAUAAUCCCCGCAGUUCAUAAGGCACUAAAUUUAAGAAUUAAAAUAAUAAGCCGAUAUAGAAAUACAACUAUAACUGUAAAGGAUAACUCUGGAUGGUUAGGUACUGAGUACGGAGAUCAGAUAGAGAUUAACUUAUCACCCACGUCGUAUUUUGUAUCUGCUUCCAAUCCAAUCCUAUUGUGUCUGUAUGCAUUAACUGAAAACAACGGAAUUAGCAUGAUGAUUAUUCCUGGAAUCAAACAGUUUUCGAAGGAGUAUGUUAUAGCACCACCCGAAGAUCCAAAUUAUACAAGUUACAUAACGAUAACUAUUAAAUCAUCGGACGUAGAUGGACUUCGAUUUGUUGGCAAUCUUUUAGCUGUGGAAUCCACUGUUAUAAUGGCGCGUAACGAAAGUUAUACAUCUGUAGUAAAGAAGAUGGCAGGUCAUUCAGUUUACAAAAUACGUCAUGUGUCUAGGAACGCGUUAUAUGGAGUUGUUGUAUACGGAUUUAGAAACAAAGCAUCUUAUGGAUACCCUGCCGGUUUUAGGUUUUAAUUUAAACACUUGCUUACUGUGUCUGUAUGUUAUAGGUAACGAAGGACGGUAUGGAUCACUAGUAUCAAGUACAAGACAAUUGUUUGUGGUUGUUGUCGCAAAUGUUCCCGCAAAAGACAAUUGUUUUUCUUAAACGAUAUAUACGGCAAAUAUAAGGAAAGUAUAUUGAUUUUUUUUUCAGUUAUCCGUCUGUAUUUUUAUUUAAUAAAACAUUGUAUUUCGACCAUAUCUGUUGAUAGAGAACUCCGUGUUCUAUUAUUAAUGGUGUAAGUAUGUCAAACAAUGGUUUCGCGGCUAUAUGCAGUUGACAAUAAAAUGGCGGGCGGUCAUUAUAAUAGACAUAAUGGACAUGUGCGCGCACAUUAUUUAGCGAUUUAUGAUCAUGACAAUGGGAAUAAAAUGUUGAGAUUUACCCUUAAAAUUAAACUAAUCAUGCAAAACAGGAUUGAAAUUUUGUAUAAUUACCAGACGCGUCUUUUGUCUACAAAAGUCUUACGAGUGAUGUUAAACAUAUACCAAAAAUACGUUUCUACAGAUUCACUAACAUGUUUAAUUCUAAAUAUACGAUAAGCCAAGGUAUAAGGCAAUCACACAUCUAUCUCCAAAAUCCAUUGAUCCAAAUUUUGAGUAUAAUGCUCCGAAAAACUCACCAAUCUUUGAAACAUUUCUUGAACAUCAACACCUCUUUUACUUUCAGUAACACAAUCUGAAAGCAUAUGAAAUUACGUUUUUAAGUCAAUCGUACUUUUUUUGUGGAUACUUUAUAUCGUAUUUAACCCUUACAAGUCCAUUUAACGAAGCGAUUUUCAAAUUUGGUUGUUGUAAAUACACAUGUUAAAUAAGGAAAGAACUAAGUUUUAUAUAUUCGCGACGAUUAAACUUUUCCACUCGCGAAAGUCGCGAAAAUAAGUCGCACGCAAAAUUAAUUGGAUUACAAUAAUUAUAAAACAGACUUCCUCAUUAUUUUACCCAGGUAUUAUAUACACUAAAUGAAUUGUACACACUGUAUUGGUUUCUGCGUUUAAGACAUAAUGACUAUCCUUGUAAAAGUUAUAUAUCUGUACAACUUAUUUUUUUAUGUUGCCAAAGUGAAAGACUUUUCUGAUGACUUGGAUUUCUUCAAGGAAAAGAGAAAACAAUACUAAAAAGACCAAUAAUUUUAUCGUUCGUCUUCCCGAAAAGAAACUUUUACUUUUUUCCAUGGGUACCUUUAACUAAAAAUCAUUACUACUAAAGCAUUCACUUAAACGUACACUAUGCUUCUACUUAAAAAGAUAACGUACAUAUUUUUUAUAUCAGAAUUAAAUGUAGAGCAAAUGAUUUGACAAAAUCUGU
Molecule: messenger RNA, 3281 nt
Organism: Mytilus trossulus (common blue mussel)
Lineage: Eukaryota; Metazoa; Mollusca; Bivalvia; Mytilida; Mytilidae
Exons: 3
Coding region: 78-1946 (622 amino acids)
Source: RefSeq, a predicted model, not a curated record